UUCCUGAGUACGUUCCCAACUUUCAAGUUCGUUCCCAAAUCCCUUCACAAAUAUCCCAAGUUAGUUCUCAAAUUUCUCCACAAAUCCACCCAAGUCCAUUCCCAAAUCUCUUCAUAAAUCCUCCAAAUCCGUUCCCAAAUCCCUUCCAAAAUCCUCCCAAGUAUGUUCCCAAAUCCCUUCCUAAAUCCUCCCAAGUCGGUACCCAAAUCCCUUCUUAAAUCCUCCCGAGCCAAAUUCCUCACAAGUCCGUUCCCUAACCUCUUCGUAAAUCCUCUCGAAUCUCUUCCUUAAAAUUUCUACCCUAACUUAUUUGUCAAUUAUAAACUAUAAGCAAGAUAAAAUUGAAAAAGUUGGCUGUUCUCCCUUCAAAUAUAAAUAUAUUUUAGAGUAAGUUAGCUAGCUAGUUUGUUUGCUCAAUCUUCAAUACAUUCUUCCUCUCUCCCCAAAAUUUUUUUUAUUUUGAAGCAUACAAAAAGCCUUUAGGUACCUCUAUUUGUUAGUUCUUUUGUGCUUCUUUUUUCUUUCUUUUAUCUUAAAAAUCUUCAAAAAAUAUUUAUUUUGUUCUUAGAAAUCGAGUUGCUUUAUUUUACUUUAUAUGUUUAUUUACCAGCUUGAUUUCAAGUUAAUAUUGUGUUUUUUUCUAUUUUUUCCGCCUACUCAUUUUCGUGUUCUUUUAUAGUUAAUGCGCAAGUUUUCUAAUUUUAUUUUGAUAUCAAAUAAAUUUUUUAAAAAUUUGGAAAAAAUAUUUUUAUUUUGAAAAAUGAUCAGUUUAUCUCAAAAAUAGUUUGUUGGAUUUUAAAAAAUUUUUCUCUGAUUUUUUUUGCUAUACCCCUUCAUUUAUUCGGCACUAUAUACAUUUACGUAUAUAUACUGGACCUUAUUUGGGCUACUGGGGCUUUACUGGGCAGUACACUUUUUUUGAUAUGUCUUCUGACCAGAGGUGGGUCGGAACAGCCAGAGGUGUCGGAAAUGGAAGAGCCGGAAAUCGGAAUUGGCUCAAAAGUCGUAACUCGGUAAUCGGAAAUUUUUUUCGGAAAUCGGAAGUCGGAAGGAAAAAAACGUCGGAAAUCGAAUUCCGACCCACCUCUGUUGGGCAUUAUAAUUUUUUUGAAUAUACGAUCGACUCUCCGACUAAUAUCCCUCCCCAAAAUGACCCUCGAUCUAACGAAUCUCUUCGGUGGUAAGAUGUUAAUGAGAUUAACCCUCGAUCACAUCAUCUCUUUAGGGUCUUCUGCCCCUUCGAGUUCUUUCCUUUAUUAAAUCGAGAGUCGAUAUUAGCUGUACAUUUGGAUAUGUAAAUCAUCCAAAUCAGCACCUAUUGGCCUAUAAUUUUACACAAUUAUUCCCACGAGUGUUAUUUAUCAUCCAGGUCAAUUCCAGAAUUUUUGGUUGAAAUUUUUAUUUUUCUCUUAUUUUUACAUUUUGCGCGCUGCUUGAAUAUUAACAAAAUUUAUUAAAAUAAAAAUUAUCAGAAAAAUUAGAAAUUAAUUUAAAAUGGCUUCAAGAAUGGAAAAGGGUGCUUCACAGCAAACAUCGCUUUUAGAUGUACUUAAAAAGAAAAUGCGUCAGGCUCGGGAGGAGGCGGAGCAGGCAAAAGAUGAGGCUGAUGAGGUUAAGAGACAAUUGGAGCAGGAGAGAAAGAAACGAGAAGAUGCAGAAGCAGAGGUAGCUGCUCUCAACCGCCGCAUCGUCCUCGUUGAGGAAGAUCUUGAACGUACCGAUGAUCGUUUAAAAGUUGCUACACAGAAAUUGGAUGAAGCGUCUAAAGCGGCUGAUGAGGCUGAGCGUGCUCGAAAGUCUAUGGAAACUCGUUCCCAGGCAGACGAGGAGCGUGCAAAUAUACUCGAGGUGCAAGUAGAUGAGGCUAAGGUGAUUGCUGAAGAUGCCGAUCGCAAAUAUGAGGAGGCAUAUGAGGAGCGCGCCAAUGCUAUUGAGGAGCAACUCAAGGAGGCUCAAAGCUUGGCUGAGGAGGCUGAUCGUAAAUACGAUGAGGUUGCUCGCAAACUUGCAAUGGUUGAGGCAGAUUUGGAGCGUGCUGAGGAGCGUGCCGAGGCUGGAGAGAACAAAAUUGUAGAGCUUGAGGAAGAAUUGCGUGUCGUCGGAAAUAAUUUGAAGUCUUUGGAAGUUUCGGAAGAAAAGGCUUUACAGAGAGAGGAUGUUUAUGAGGAACAGAUUCGUAACUUGACUGGGCGACUCAAGGAGGCUGAGACUCGUGCUGAGUUUGCUGAACGUUCGGUUCAAAAGCUCCAAAAGGAGGUUGACCGGCUUGAAGAUGAGCUUCUUGUUGAAAAAGAACGUGUUCGCAAUCUGACCGCUGAAAUCGAGCAGACGGUCCAGGAAAUUCAGGGCACAUAAAUAAUGAAGGGAUAAAGUUAACAAUGGGGAACAAUGAUGGACAUUAAAAUAAUAAAGCUUUGUACUCGUUAAACAAUUUUUUAAAAUUUUAGAGUUGUAUCUGGUUAUAAGGUCACCAGCCUUUUUAUGUAGUAGUUUGAAAGGCAAACGUCAAACGUUCCCUUCAGCCUACUUUCUAAUGCGAAAAGAACAUGCCCAGCCUUCUCCCUCCCUCUUUCUAUUAGUCUGAAGGGUAGCUCUCCACCCUACUUCCUAGUGCGAAAGGAACAUGUCCUAUUUAAACCUCUCCCUUGUCACCAUGGGUCUUGGUCCCUUCAGCUUACUUUCUAGUCUGAAAGGCACGUUCCUUUCAGACGACUUCAUAGUGCGAAAGGAAGAUGUUCUCUUUAAACUUCUUCCCAGUAACAAAGGGUCUUGGUCCCUUCAGCUUACUUUAUAGUCUGAAAGGACUAGAGAUAACAUUUCCCUCGCUAAUUAUGUUCAUGUUCUCUCCGGAGAAUGAAUCAUGUUCUCUACACCCUACAUC
Messenger RNA from Meloidogyne enterolobii, 2881 nucleotides. The record is from the annotation of a GenBank genome assembly. Lineage: Eukaryota; Metazoa; Nematoda; Chromadorea; Rhabditida; Meloidogynidae.